GAACAAAUUAUUGAAGUAGUGUUUUGAUUUGACAAUAUGUUAGUGUUUAUACUUUUCUUACAUGCGAUGCGAUAUGUGCGAUGUGCGAGCGAGAUGCCUUGUGACACGACUCGCGGAGUAUUUCGCGCGUAUCAAUAAGAUCAUGGUGGUCUUUUUUCCAUACAAUCGUUCUCGACAUUUUUCGCUCUAGAUUUUGGCCCUAGAUGAAUAUAUAUUUUUUUAUAAACUGUGUUUUUUUUGAUUUCCGUUAAUUUCAAAUGUGCAUCCCUGAGCUUAAAUUAAAUAACUUUCUCAAAGACACCGGUAUUCUAAUUAACUCCAUUUCGGAGAUAAGCAAUAUUUAUUUUUUAUCUUAUAAGGCCCUUACGAACGAGUACACUUGCCUUAGGGCCUGUUUACAUAUUGAUUAGUGUUUAGGAUCAGAUAAUACAUUUGCUACUAAACGUAAAUACUAUCUCGGACGAUUGAUGUUCGAAAUGACAUUGAUAUGUCACAGUUUUCAUUUUUUUGGUUGAGUUAAAUGUAAUGCCCGUGUUACAACAACGCUAUAUGUAACAUUUAAUUACUUUUUAUAAAAAAUAAAAAUAAUUUUUUUUUUUUUUAAAUUAACUAUGCCAUUUAGUUUCCCUUAACGUUCUUACCGUUACCCCGAAUUAAACGGAAUUCAAUAAAAACACGGUGUAUAUUCCUGUGUUUAUAAGAACAAGGUUACUUUAAAAAGCGCUAAAGACGUAAACAAACGUCUUGCAUAAAAAAAAAACGCAAAAAUGAAAACGGUCAGACGUAGAUAAUUUCUUUCUCAUUCUGUUUCCAAAAUUUCGUUACGACUGGUUAAGUUUUGGAGAAGGAAACUGUCGAGAACGAAACGUCGAUUUCUGAGAUUUUUCCGCAGGGUUUUUCGACAUAGCUGCAGUUGUCCUUAUCGCACUAAUUCUAGAAUUACAUUACGUUAAGUUCACACUAGUAUGAACCCUGUAAAUACGGUAAGUUAAAACACAGUAAGAACAUUUAUUUCUUACCUACGUAACUUACUAACUGGCAAUAAGAUGCUAUGGAUACAUGUUAUUAAACUUUACAUUACGAUUAAAAAUUACAUUUAGUUAGUAGUAGUUAGUAGAAAUUUACAGUAUUAGUAGUUUGUCUGUUGUAUUGUAUAUAUUUUCGUCUAGUCCUCACAACACGUCAAGUUAUUGAGCUUACUGUGUGUGUGUUAGAUUGUCCCGUUGUUUGUGUAUUUUUUUGCUAUUUAAUUACUCUUUGUUGGACACAUUUUAAUAAAUCCUUUUGUGCGAUUUGAAUAAAUAUUGCUCAUGCCAUAAAAUGUGUAGCUGUAGGUACAUUUUUAUUCAAACAGGAUCCGUCACGUAAAUAACAUCGUGGUCUCAAUUUCACACCCAUUAUAUAAGGAAAACUCACUAAAGUCAUCUAGUAAACAUCCAACCUGACUUCAACAUGUUAUACGUUGUGCUCGGGGCCCUGUUGGCUAGUUGCAUAAUGGCCUUAUAUGUGGUGCAGAAAAGGAGGUACUUCCAGCUAGCGGCGUUGGUGCCGACGUUCGAGGGGAGAUUGCCGAUAGUGGGACAUGCAUAUAAGCUGAUUGGGGGGAGUGAUCGAUUCUGGGAGAAUGCCCAACAGGCCACCAUAGCAGCUGAAAAAGCUGGCGGUGUCAUAUCAAUCUGGGCAGGGCCUACCGUGACAUUCAUUAUCAACGACCCAGACGAUGCGAUGACAGCGCUGAAUUCAUGUUUGGAGAAAAACUUCAUUUACAAGAUGGGUGCAAGUUGGGUCGGAGAGGGCCUCAUCACUGCCGAUGUGCCAAAGUGGAAGCGGAACCGCAAGCUACUCAAUCCUACAUUCAGUCAGCACGUUCUCGACGGGUUCCUAGCCAUAUUUAACCGGCAAGCAGCAUUGCUGGCUCAAGACCUGGAAGCUGAAGCUAGCACAGGUCCAUUCGACCCUACGGAGUAUCUGACUGAGAGGACCUUGGAGAGCGUAUGCCAAACAGCAAUGGGCAUAUCGCUGGACGACAGAUCAGUCAUCGACACCAAAUACAAGAAGGCCGUAGAAACAGCGUUCGACGUGCUAGCGCAGAGGCUGGCCAGCUUCUGGCUUCAUCCCGACUUUAUCUACCGCUUCACGGCGAUGAAGCAGAAGGAGGAUGAUGCUAUGGCUACCCUUCACAACAUGUCGAGAAGUGUUCUAUAUAAAAGAAGAAAGGAGCGUCAAGAAGCAAGGCUAGCUAACACAUCAUCUCGCCGCUUCAUAGCCUUCCUGGACCUGCUCCUUGACCUGGCCGAAGAAGGUUCCUUCACAGACGAUCAGAUCCAGCAGGAGCUGGAUACCCUCAUCGCAGCAGGACAUGAUACAUCGGCUCGAGCUCUCAUCUCCACUCUAGUGCUCGCUGGGACACAUUUGGAUGUCCAAGAGAAGAUUUAUGAAGAAAUUAUGGCAGUCCUUGGCUCCAGUGCAGACUUGAGCAAAGAAGACAUGGCGAAGCUGGUGUACACGGAGGCGGUCGUUAAAGAAGUGCUGCGCAUCAGCCCUGUGACUCCCAUCAUCGCGAGGGAUAUUGAGAAGGAACUCAAACUUAAGAACUAUACUCUCCCAGCGGGUAGCGGAUGCAUCGUCUCCCUCUGGGGCAUCCACCGCCUUCCAAUCUGGGGCUCGGACCGCAUGGAGUUCAAGCCAGAGCGCUGGCUGGACCCCUCCAAGCUGCCUCAGAACCCUGGCUGCUAUGGUGCCUUUAGCCUUGGGAGGCGGAACUGUAUUGGAAAGAACUACGCAUUGAUGUCAAUCAAAACCAACCUAGUGCACUUGGUCCGAAAGUUCCGCAUUACGGCCGACUACAGCAAAGUGAAGCGAAAGUACGACUUGUUGCUCAAGUACGUGGAGGGACAUCACAUCUGCUUAGAACUUAGGAAUUGAUCUAUUACGCAGUACGAAAAAACAGGCCUACGCUAAGGGUUAGUCAAAGUAAAAAUAAUUUGAAAUAGAGGUGAAUUGUCAAAGAACAUUUUGUAGUGACGGUAAAUUUACAGCCAUCUUUCGACACAUGAUUGAAACUUUUAGAACGCCAUUUGACUUUGAUCCUUAUUCUUUCACUGAUAUGUGGUAAAUUUGUUAAAUAUCAAAAAAAGGCGCCAACAAUAUUCACUUCAUAUAAUUUUUAAUGAAAUAAAAAUGGACAGUAAGACAUCUACUUUACAUAAUCAUUAUAUAUGUAAGCUCGUCUUUUUAAGAAUAAAAUGUGUCAUGCAAUUUUUUA
Molecule: messenger RNA, 3265 nt
Organism: Cydia pomonella (codling moth)
Lineage: Eukaryota; Metazoa; Arthropoda; Insecta; Lepidoptera; Tortricidae
Product: cytochrome P450 4C1-like
Exons: 10
Coding region: 1453-2925 (490 amino acids)
Molecular function (GO): iron ion binding; heme binding; oxidoreductase activity, acting on paired donors, with incorporation or reduction of molecular oxygen
Source: RefSeq, a predicted model, not a curated record